AUGCGAUCGUAUUUAAUAUCAAUCCUCGCGGGAUUGCCGAUUCUAGCGAGGUCAACAUUGGCACUUGCUAGCCGAGACGAAGUCCCUGAUUUCAAGGCUAUCUUCAGUCCAGUGUUGUCUUCUGGUGCCCAUCUCUACCUCCCGGGUGACCCGGAAUACUUCAAGGUCAAUGAAAGAUGGUCCAACCUUGAAGACCCUCAGUAUGUUGCUGCUAUCCAACCAGCAACCGAGCUCGAUGUGAAAAACAUUGUUUCAGCGGCCACGAAGCAUAAUAUCUCCUUUCUCGCCACCGGGUCAGGUCACAGUGUCAAACCAGGCUAUGCUUCUGUUAAAAGAGCUGUGAAUAUCGACCUCAGCCUACUGAAAAACAUCGCUUUGGGUUAUGACACCAACACCGUGACUAUUGGACCGGGAGUAAAGAACAGCCAGGUGUACGAUGUUGUGUAUGAUGUGAAAAAGGAACUCCCUCUUAGCACGGAUCGCUGCAUUAGCACGAUUGGCACGAUGAUUGGAGGUGGCUUGGGAACUCUUUACAGCGCUCGUGGUCUUUUGGCAGACUCUCUGAUCUCAGCCAACGUUGUCACUGCCGCAGGAGACUUGGUCACCGCCUCAUCGACCGAAAAUCCGGAUCUCUUCUGGGCCAUCCGCGGAGCCGGUCACAACUUUGGCAUCGUCACCUCGGCCACGUUCAAAAUCUACGACCAGACCAAUGGUGGCAACAGUCUAGUUGGUGACUUUGUGAUCCCCAGCUCCCAGAAUGCCUCGGUGUUUGAGAUAUUGAAGUCAGUGGAUGAGAACCUCGAGCCCAACGUCUUUUGGGGAAUUCUUGUCGGUUUCAACCACACGACCAAGGAUGCUGACAUUCAUCUCCGUUUAAUUGUCCAAGGUGGCGACGAAGAUGCUGCUCCUCAUCUCGCCAAAGCAAAAGCCCUCAACCCAACAGUCACCUCCUGGGAGAACACCACGUGGAACGCCUUUGGCGAACCAACAGAGAUCAUGUGCAAUACAGGCUGGAAUUCCAACAUGUACCAGAUGGGUUUAAAGAAAACUGACGUGGACACGUUGGUUUCGUUCUUCGACGAUUGGAGCACCUUCUCUGCCGAGAACGACUGGUACAAUGGGCUGAUCAUGAUGGAAAGACACUCUGAAAAGAAGGUCAUGUCGGUUCCAAAGGAGGAGCAAGGCGUCUUCCCAUGGCGAGAUACCAAAAUCCAGAUGAUCCUCGUCAACUACAUGACCGACCAGAAAUAUGCUGGUAAGCUCAACAACUUUAUGCAACCGGUUCGCGCAGAAAUCCAGAGCGCGAUGGGAUUCGAAAACCACCACAGCUAUGUCAAUGAGGCAUACGGCGAUGAAGGUCCGAAAGUGUGGUACGGAGAGCACAACUUGCCCAGGCUGGUGGCGGCGAAGCAGAAGUGGGAUCCGACUGAUCAAUUUGGACCUGGAAUGCCUGUGCCACUGAGUCUCUAG
Messenger RNA from Penicillium digitatum Pd1, 1470 nucleotides. It is a transcript of the gene fmqD, whose product is annotated as FAD-dependent monooxygenase fmqD. Gene Ontology annotation, molecular function: oxidoreductase activity; FAD binding. The record is from RefSeq and is a predicted model, not a curated record. NCBI's taxonomy places the organism in Eukaryota, Fungi, Ascomycota, Eurotiomycetes, Eurotiales, Aspergillaceae.